UUAGAAUUACCUCUGAUCUCACUUGUAAAUUCGCAGUGGAUUUCCCAUUAAUUAGUGUGAAUUAGAUAGUUGUGGCUGUUCAGUUUAGGUGAAUUCUAAAUGUUUUACAGCGCAUCGUUAAUUAUUGGGGGGGAAAAAAACCCCAACCCUUAUUAAAGAGCCCGCAGGCGCAAGGGAUGCGUUCACUCUGCUCCGUAUGUGUUUCUAGGGGCUGGCAUCUUCGCGCCGUGUUGGCCUUGGAUAUUUGCAUAGCUCCUGGCACCACCACGGGACCUCCUCGUCCUGCAGAGCGGCUUCUGCAAGGCCCAACACAGUGCAGGGAGCUCGGCUCAAUCCUUCAUCCCUCCCCGAGGAUCCCAUCCCAUUUUCCCAGGGUCUGAUUCACUCUCGGGAGCUCUGCUUCCCAGACAGCGCGCCGCUCUUUUGUCCUCGGUGCGAGGCCUCGGCCGAGCUCCUUUCCACGUAUGUCAACACCGGCCCGUAAUUAGCGCUCGCCGCACAAUGAGCCACGGCCGCUCUCCGAAGGGCUCAGCGUGCGGCUGCUCCCGCGGGGCCGGGCAGGUGCCCAAACACAGGCACCAUUCCCCACUCUUGUAGAUGCCGCGGCUUGAAAGACGGACACGCAGACCGUGUCCUUUGUUCCGCGGUCGGGACAGAGCUGCCUUCGCAGUCUCAGGCUGGGCAGAGAUGUUUAUCUCUGCCGUGCUGCGCCAGGUCCUGCCCGGGCACCGCCGCAGCGACGCGGGAGCUCCGACUCGUAAAGGCGGGCCGCGCCGAGCCGCAAGCACCCCAGCCCUCGCCUCUCCGCGGAGGACCGGGCAGCGUAAUCCCCGGGGAAGCGGCGUUUCCCCCGGCACAGCGGGUGCGGAUCCUUACGGACACCCCUUUGCUCCCCCCGCGGUACCGGGGCGGAGCUCUGCCCGCCCCGCCCGGCGCCGCCGCGCCUGCGCCGCUCGAGGCGGGACACCGAGGAGUUCCGCGGCGGGCGGUCGGUCCCGGGCUGGGCGCUGCGGGACUGGCGGGGGAAGCACCAGAAUGAAAGACAUGGACAAUAUCAAAACUGUAAAGAAAGAAUGGGUGUGUAAAUCAGGAACUGAUGAUCAGAUUUUGAAUGGUACAGAACAAAACUGUGACUACUUUGUAGAUAACCUUUUUGAAGAAGCUCAGAAGGUUGGUGCUAUGUGUGCACCCCCAACUACAGUCAAGAACCAGGUUGAUGUAAUCAUUAAACUUUGGAAAAAUGGAUUUACGGUAAAUGACGGCGAACUUCGGAGCUACGCUGAUGUUGCAAACCAGCAGUUCUUGGAGUCCAUUAAAAAGGGGGAACUGCCUUUUGAGCUGCAAAAAGUUUUUGAUAAGGAGGAGGUCGAAGUGAAAGUGGAAGAUAAAAAGGAUAAGGUGUAUUUGUCAUCGAAAAAGCCAAUGUUUCAUCCCUUUUCUGGACAUGGUUACAGAUUAGGAAGUGCUACUCCAAAGAUAAUCUCUAAAGUGAGAAACGAUCAUCCAGGACCUGAUGACAAAAGACACCUGCCUUUAGUACCCUUGAAUGAUUUGGAGCCUAUCACCAAUGUCCAGAUCUGGUUAGCUGAUGGGGAAAGGAUAAUUCAGAAAUUCAAUGUUUCUCACAGAAUCAGCCACAUCAGAGACUUCAUAACAAAGUAUCAAGGAUCUGAGGGAAGUGUUCCCUUCACACUGACGACCUCCCUGCCUUUUCGAGAGCUGCAGGAUGAAACACUAACACUUGAGGAAGCAAAGUUGCAAAACGCCGUUGUUGUUCAGAGACUUCGGAAAACAACUGAACCUUUCAGACUCUUAGUGAUAAAAGCACCUGACAAUGACUACAGAAGUGCUGCUACACCUAAUGGACAACUCAAGAAUGAGCAAAAAAAUGCUAUCAAUAGUACAAGAUCAAAUUAGCUUUACAACUGACCAAAAAUUAUCUGCAGGGUGAACUAGGCAAAACCAAAAAUGUAACCAGCAAUAUGUGGAUGCCCUCACAUCCUCAUGCACUGUGCUCUUAGAGAGCAGAAUGGGUGCUGUGCUGUUGUCUGCUAUAAUAGAGGUAUUUUCAGCUAAAUUGGGCAGUCAGAGCCUGGCUGUAUAAUGUAGCAGAGCUAACUGUACAGCAGAUCAUCCUUAGAAUUUCCUUAGGUAAAAAGCUUCUUAGUAUUUAAUAAGUGGGUCUAGGUGGAACACUUAACUACUGAUAGCACCUUUUAAGGAAAAAUAGUAUUUAUUUUUGCACUUUGGGCUAAAGUGAAACAUUUCACUUACAUUGUAGUGUAAACUGCUGCAGUUUGCAUUCUUCUCACAGUAACUCUUUGACAACCAGUACUGCAAGCAAGCUCACAUUUGAACUCUACCUUGAAAAUCUUCAGGGUGUAACUUUUGUCACAAGAUCUGCAGUGUAAUAAUGUUUUGUCAAGUCUUCACAUGGUGGUAGGUGCAUGUGUGAGAAGAUACAAACGAGAUAGUUUGGUGCAUACUGCAUAUGAAGUGCCUCAAAGUAAGCUGUGAAGGAAUUGUUCUUAUCAAUGGUUGAAGUGGUUUCUGCUUCUUUUGGGCUGCUACGGAUGUCUUGCCGGUCAGGUGAUGUUAAACUACCUAGCUCAUGAGCACAGGGACCCACUUCUAGCUUUGUCACACAGAAACUUCGGCUUUUUUGGCUGUCACCAAGCAGGAGUAGUAGUUGAGAGGGACACAGUUGUUUUUUGUACUGUUUAUCUGCCUCUGUCCUGAACUGCCCAGCUGAUGGAGACACUAAUUGCAUGUGGUCAAGUGUCAAAGCUGUUGAAAAUCCUUACUUGAAAACUGACAUUUUUCUCUGCUUUGCCCCAUUUCCAUCCAAAUCUUUUAUUUUGCUGUUCAUGUACUUGAGGCAUAAAGUUUGUAGCCAACUAGUCCAUGUUUUGCUAAAAGAGAAAACAACAAAAAGACUUAA
Molecule: messenger RNA, 2941 nt
Organism: Motacilla alba alba
Lineage: Eukaryota; Metazoa; Chordata; Aves; Passeriformes; Motacillidae
Gene: UBXN2A
Product: UBX domain protein 2A
Exons: 7
Coding region: 598-1917 (439 amino acids)
Biological process (GO): Golgi organization; proteasome-mediated ubiquitin-dependent protein catabolic process; nuclear membrane reassembly
Cellular component (GO): cytosol; nucleus
Molecular function (GO): ubiquitin binding
Source: RefSeq, a predicted model, not a curated record